AUGACCGAAACCGUAAAUAAUGAUUAUUUAAAGAGUAAUGGAAAAAAUAAAGAAUUAGAUAUGGACCUUGAGAAUAGACAUGAAAUACAGAAGACCUUUGGUUUUGUGGGGAAUCUUAUUUUGGCUUAUAAAACGAUCGGUACAAUUUAUGGUGACAUUGGAACUUCGCCUUUGUAUGUAUUUACCAGUAUUUUUCCCGACCCUCCAACUGAUCCUAGAGACGUUUAUGGUACAUUGUCUUUAAUUAUCUGGUCUUUGGCAAUCAUCCCAUUUUUCAAAUAUGUAUUUAUUAUCUUGAGAGCUGAUGACAAUGGAGAGGGUGGUACAUUUGCUUUGUAUUCAUUGUUAAGCAGAUACUCCGGAUUAUCUAUUCGAGGAGGAAACAACGAUGAUUUGACAAUUGCGAAUUUUGAUUCUAUGUCUGUCCAUAGCAUUAAAGAAAAACCAAAUUUUAUCAAAAGAAGUAAAUUCGUGCAAAGAGCUUUACUCGUUUUGGUCUUGUUUGGAACUUCUUUGGUAUUGAGUGAUGGAUUACUCACUCCCGCUAUAUCUGUAUUGUCUGCUGUCGAGGGUAUUGUGAUUCCCGCACCAAGUCUAAAAAAUGCUACUGUUCCUAUUAGUUGUUUGAUUAUGAUAUGCUUGUUUUUGGUACAAAGAACGAGUCGACUUUCCAUUCUCUUUGCGCCUAUCGUCAGUCUUUGGUUUAUAUCUCUUGCCACUAUCGGAAUUUGGAAUAUAUCUCAUGACCCAUCUAUCUUAAAAGCCUUUAACCCAUAUUAUGCCUUUGAAUACUUUAUACGGAAUGGCUCUUCGAGUUAUCAUAUCCUUGGCGGUGUUCUCUUGGCAAUCACAGGAGUAGAAGCUCUGUUUGCUGAUUUAGGCCAUUUUAAUCGGAUUUCUAUUCAAGUCUCUUUCGCAUUUUUCGCAUUUCCAUCUUUAACCCUUGCGUACUUGGGCCAAGGUGCUCGUCUUGUAUUAGAUCCUGCAGUGAGUGAAAAUACAUUUUGGUUAACUUUACCGAGUACCGAUGGUCCUAUUUAUUGGAUCGUAUUUAUUUUGGCCACACUUGCUACCAUAAUUGCUUCUCAAGCUAUGAUUUUGGCUACCUUUUCACUGGUUCGUCAAGCCAUGCAAUUGGAUUGUUUACCACUUUUAGAGGUCAAUUACAUUUUAUUGGGUUCUAUCUUGAUCAUCAUUAUAGCAUUCCAACACAGUGCCAAUCUUACUGUAGCCUAUGUUAUCGUUGCUAUAGUCUUCUUUUUGGUAUUUGGUUUUAUCGAUAGUGCAUUUUUGGGAUCAACACUAUUAAAGGUCCAAUCAGGAGGCUGGUUUACUUUAUCUAUUGCCACUUUGUUGUUGUUUGUAAUGCUGAUAUGGCGAUGGGGCACUACUCUCAAAGUGAAAUAUGAACUCAGAAAUAAGACAAGACUCGAUGAUAUAUUUGCCAGUAACUUUCCAGAAAAAGAAGCACAAGAAUCCAAUAGUGAAGAUAGUGAUCAAACUGAUGAAAUUUUGCAAACAAUAGUGAGACAAAAAUCUAAAAACAUUCAACUUCAACUUUUAGGCACAGGUUUCCCCGUCAAUCGUCUUCCUGGGAUUGGUUUAUUUUAUAAAGAAGCUGGAAUGGGAGUCCCUUUGAGUUUUUGUCAUUUUAUUCAUCAUUUUCCAGCUGUUCCGGAAAUUCUUAUAUUUAUUACAAUUCGUCCAAUUACUAUUCCUCUGGUGGGUGAAGAAGAUCGAUUGAUUGUAAAAAAAGUUGGCAAUUAUGAAAAGGUCUACCAGGUAAUUGGAAGAUAUGGUUAUACGGAAAAUAUUUAUCAAGGAGAAGAAUUUAUAAAGAAAUUGAUUAUUGCAAUAUGUGAAAUUGAUCCUAAAGCGGAAACCACAUUAGGAAACCUCGAAAAUGAAGUUGUCACUUAUGUAAUUGGGCAUCAAAAACUUGUAGCACAAUCAAAUUCUCCUUGGUGGAAACGAGCUUUUUUAGAAACAUAUUCAUUUCUUGUAAAAAAUUCGAGACAAAUUUAUGCAAACUGGGAAAUCCCAGUUGAUAAGGUUAUUGAGGUUGGCAUGAAAAUUGCUGUUUGA
Messenger RNA from Diversispora eburnea, 2085 nucleotides. Lineage: Eukaryota; Fungi; Glomeromycota; Glomeromycetes; Diversisporales; Diversisporaceae. The record is from the annotation of a GenBank genome assembly.